Messenger RNA from Stegastes partitus (bicolor damselfish), 2528 nucleotides. Lineage: Eukaryota; Metazoa; Chordata; Actinopteri; Pomacentridae. The record is from RefSeq and is a predicted model, not a curated record.
AUGACAGAACACUCAGGCCACUCUGACCCAGCAGAGGCUCUCAGGAGAAUCAUCUCCAAACAGGCAACCUUAAUCCAGUCCCAUGACAGCGUUCUCCGUUCCCUCUCAGAGCAACAAGCAGCAACUAACCAGUGCCACCUUGAGACCAUCCCUUUGGAGAAACUGCUGAAGGCCACCGCUCUGGACGGUUUUGAUUGGCUCCAAGCACAUAAUCCACACAUCGACUGGAAGGAACGCCGCAUCGAAGACUGGUCCACGAACUGCCUCUCCUCCUGUCUCCAAUCUGCUGUUCCUCUGAGCCCGCCUCCAGGGGAUGCUCCCUCUGUUGAAUCCCAGGAUCUGAGUAACGUACCCAGUGAAUACAUGGACCUUAAACAAGUUUUCAGUAAGGAUAAAGCCUGUUCUCUGCCUCCUCACAGACCAUAUGAUUGUGCCAUAGACCUGCUGCCUGGAGCCUCACUUCCCACCAGCCAUUUGUACAACUUAUCCUGCCCUGAGAGAGAAUUGAUGGAAAAAUAUAGAAACGAAUCCCUUGCAGCUGGCUCAAUUCGCCAUUCCUCGGCUCCUCUGAGGGCCGGCUUCUUCUUCGUGUCCAAGAAGAACGGGUCCCCCCGACCUUGUGUCUAUUACCAUGGACUCAAUCAGAUCACCAUCCAGAACCGUUAUCCCCUGCCACUCAUCUCAUUCACCUUUGAGCCACUCCAUGAUGCCCGUAUUUUCACCAAACUCGAUCUCCACAAUGCCUACCACCUUGUCGGAUCUGCCAGGGAGAUGAGUGGAAAACAGCCUUCAAGACACCUCUGGGACAUUUUGAACCAUCACAAAUGGCAUGUCCGCUUUGUUCUGCAACGCCUACCAGAAAUCCGCCUGGAUGUGAAGGCUGAAAAAUGUGAAACACGUCUUCAUGGGAUCCCCCUUGAAGUUCUGUCCAACGGUGGCUCCCAGUUCACCUCUCAGUACCUCCCGUUCCAGUGGCCUCUGCUGGACGUUCCUGGAAGGUCGGCCGUCAGAGACUCGGCGACUCCGACUCACCUGCCCAACAGCGUCCCGGUGGUGCAGCACCCUCAGCUCGGCCACCUCCACCCUCUGCUGUCCUACAGCCCCGAGGCCUUCUCCCCUCAGAGGGCCUCACCUGGAUUCUCCCCCGACGCAGGUGUGUCCAGGACGGCCCAUGCCGCCUGCUACCCCGUCUCUCCUGGAGGCCUCUCUCCCAUCCCCCACGCUCUGGGCUGGCUUCAGGGCCAGCCGAUGUAUCCCAUCGCUGGAGGGUUCUCACCUGCAGCUCUGGCCAUGAACGCCUCCAUGUCCAGUCUGGUGUCCGGCAGCUUCUCCCCUCGUCUGGUCCCGACCGCCCCGCCGUCUCAUCCGGCCGGCGCCCCGGCAGGAAUCAAGCAGGAACCCGGAGGCAGCAGCAGCCAGUCGGGGAGGUCGGUGGUGGAGCUCCAGCAGGAGAAGGAGGACGAGAAGAAGCCUCACAUCAAGAAGCCGCUCAACGCCUUCAUGCUGUACAUGAGGGAGGAGCGGCCCAGAGUGGUGGCCCAGUGCAAAGUGAAGGAGAGCGCCACCAUCAACCAGAUCCUGGGACAGCGGUGGCAUUCUCUGUCCAAAGACGAACAGGCCAAAUACUACGAACUGGCCCGCAAGGAGAGGCUGGUGCACUCCAAGCUCUACCCCGGCUGGUCGGCCAGAGACAACUACGGCAAGAAGAAGAAGAGGAAGAGAGCGAGGGGAGAAGCUCAGCUGGAAGUUGCCAUGGCGACGCCUCCGGACGACUUCGCCUCGCAGCUGAAGCGACCUCGCGACGAGCCGCUGCCGCACGCGCUCGGUUCGCUCCCGCAGACGCCCCACCCGCGGCCCCACCUGACGCAGCCGCACACCGUCUCCCACCUGACGCACUCCCACCUGUCACAGGCGAGCCCCGCCUCCUCCCUGGACUCGCCGGCCACGCCCACGGCGGCGCUGGCCUCGCCCGCCGCCCCGGCCCCCACCCACACCGAGCACACGCACUCGUCGUGCGGCGGCCAGACGUCGCCGUUCGGCGAGCAGCUGCAGCCGCUGUCGCUCACCACCAAACCUCACCGGACGCUGCUGGGCCGCCGCGCCGCCACGCCCGGCCCCGCCACGCCCGGCUCCUCCGACACCUCCUCCCCGCCGCCCUUCCUGGUCCCACCUCCUACCUCCCACCAAUCAGCAGCUCUCGGUGCCUUAACCCAGCCGCUCCGGAGAACCAAUCAGCUGUGAGGAGGCGGACGGAACCAGAACUGAUACCUGUACCUCUUUUGUAACGCUGUACAUAGGCCUGUUUUUAAGCUUUUAUAGAUGCGUCACGUUUUCUAGUAGUAUCAUGGUCAAUAUUUGACUGCAUCUCUAACGUCGUCAAACUGUAUUUUUGUCACCUUUUCUAAGAACUUCAUGAAACGAGGUGCGGCACACGGCUGUGCUGCUCAGAAAGGCUUUUUACACCUGAUAGCUGAGCGUAAAUCUAUUUUCUGGCUCCUCUGUGUUAAUAAAUACUCACUGAGUUCUCA